Messenger RNA from Bathycoccus prasinos, 636 nucleotides. The record is from the annotation of a RefSeq genome assembly. NCBI's taxonomy places the organism in Eukaryota, Viridiplantae, Chlorophyta, Mamiellophyceae, Mamiellales, Bathycoccaceae.
AUGGGUCAAAAAGUUCAUCCGCUCGGAUUCCGAAUUGGGGUUACACAAACCCACCGUUCACAAUGGUUUGCAAAACCAAAUGAGUAUGCAACACUCGUGAAAGAAGAUUUAAUUAUUCGUGAGUACGUCGAGAAAAAUCUUGCUGAUGCUGGAAUUUCACGUUUGAAUAUUUCACGUCAAGUCGAUCGUAUUGAAAUUGAAUUCUUCACUGCUCGCCCCCGUGCCCUUGUUGGCGCAAAAGGUGAAACAUUAACAGCGGUUCGUGAUGCUUUAAAGAAGCGUUUACCAAUGCACCGCAACGUUGCUUUAUAUGUAACAAAAACAUUACUUCCAGAAAUGGAAGCAAUUUGUAUUGCUGAAAACAUUGCGCAACAACUUGAAAAACGUACCCCAUUCCGUCGUACGAUUCGUCAGGCUAUUUUACGUGCGCGUAAGGCUGGUGCGGAUGGUAUUAAAAUCCAAAUUUCUGGACGUUUGAAUGGUGCGGAGAUUGCCCGUCAUGAAUGGGCACGUGAAGGUCGUGUACCAUUACACACUAUCCGUGCUGAUAUUGAUUAUGCAACCGCUCGUGCACAAACACUCUAUGGAAUUUUAGGAAUUAAAGUUUGGGUUUGUAAAGGAGAGAAAAAAUGCUAA